AGGAACAGAGGAACAGUAGGAACAGAGGAACAGAGGAACAGAGGAACAGUAGGAACAGAGGAACAGAGGAACAGAGGAACAGUAGGAACAGUAGGAACAGUAAGAACAGAGGAACAGUAGGAACAGUAGCAACAGUAGGAACGGAGGAACAGUAUGAACAGUAGGAAUAGUAGGAACAGUAGGAACAGUAGGAACAGAGGAACAGAGGAACAGAGGAACAGUGGAAACAGAGGAACAGUAGGAACAUGGGAACAGAGGAACAGUAGGAACAUAGGAACAGUAGGAACAGAGGAUCAGAGGAACAGUUGGAACAGAGGAACAGAGCAACAGUAGGAACAGAGGAACAGUCGGAACAGAGGAACAGUAGGAACAGAGGAAAAGUAGGAACAGUAGGAACAGAGGAACAGAGGAACAGUGGAAACAGAGGA
This is a messenger RNA of Porites lobata, 428 nucleotides long. Lineage: Eukaryota; Metazoa; Cnidaria; Anthozoa; Scleractinia; Poritidae. The record is from the annotation of a GenBank genome assembly.